UAUGGUGAUUUUGACUGUCCACACUGCCAUUAGAAACCGUUAUUUAGAAAUAUCAUCUUGUUAAAUGCAAGGCGAAAAGUUAGCUUUAGAUUCGGAAGUGCAAGUUACCGAGGGUCUAGCUCCCAACUUCCGUAUAGCCUUGACAGGGAAUUUAAAUGGUCAAACGAGCAACAAAGUCUUCAGAAGUAGUAGAUUAGACGAUCUACCGCAGGAAAAAGCUGCCCUUCUCAGGUCGCACUAUGGAAUCAGGACAAUUUUAGAUCUCAGGUCAAACCGUGAGCUUGAUCUCACAUCCAGGACGGCUCUCAACACAUUCUUCGUUCCAGUCUGUUUGAACCCAAGGAAGGACCCUAAAAUAAGAAAGGCUGUACCUAGUAACUCAAAUCAUGAACCCCUGCUGGAUCAAGGUCACCGAUUCGUUCUAUCACUCAUCAGCACACGCUCUUUCUUCGCUCUCUUGGGACAUCUACCAAACUGGUUUAUCAAAAUAUUCGCCUUAUUUUGUCUGAUAGCCGAUUAUAUCUGCAACUCUAGACUUCUGCAUCGAUAUGUGCUCAAGGGACUGCUGAAUUCAAUGGGCUUGGAAAGUUUCAAAUUUUUCCUGAUCGACAAUUGUAAACGGGAAAUUGGAACAGCUUUACAAGUGUUUACAGCCAGUUCACGUUUUCCAGUGCUGGUAAAUUGCACGCAAGGAAAAGAUCGAACAGGACUGAUUAUUGCACUGCUUCAGAUGCUGCUUGAAUAUGACGAAAAACACAUAGUCUCUCAUUAUGCAAAAUCAUACGACCUUUUGAGAACAGAAAAAGUGUUGGCCGAAAUCAAUGACAAUUACGGCUUAAGCGACGAUUGGACAAAAUCAGACCCAGAAACUAUGCAACAUAUCAUUGAGUAUAUAAAGCUUCAUUACUCUUCUAUCGGUCAAUAUUUAGAACUAUGUGGUGUGACCAAAGAUGAACAAAAUGAAAUUAAACAGAAUAUAUCGGGUGUGAAUAGUCCAAAUUUCACUGAUUUGGACACGGGAACGGCAGAUGUAAAAAUACAGAUUGAUGAUUUUGAACAAGGAAAAACGGACGAUGAAGAUCGAAAGUUGUUGGAUGUGAACAAAAUUGAGCUGAAGGUCAUGACGCCAACUAGUAGUAUGGUCAGGUCCGAAAUAGUCGAUGCUAACGGCGACGUAAAUCGCACAAAGGUCACGACCGAAAUUAUAUCAAAUAACUCAGUCAAAAUUAGUGGAAGCGAGGAGGAAAUGGAAGGUACUAAAGCAGAUGAUCAUAUCAAUGAUGGCAAUGACUCUGAAAUCUUGCUGCCUGAACACAAUAUCUGUUCCAUCCUUCCGGAAAUUGAAGUUAAGCAACCGAUAAAUGUGGGCGAUGCUAAAAAUAUGGAUUUGUCUGAAACUAAAGAGAACUUGUCCGAACUUACAUCAACUGAUGCUUAAAUCAUUUUGGGUCGAGUUUGAAUGAUCUAAUUUGCCUCGAAAUGAAAUCUAGAGCAGAUGAUAAGACAAAUGCCAUUUUCAUGCACGAAUUUCGAGAAAUUGCAGAUGGAGCUAAAGUUUACCAUACAUUUUUGAAAAAAAAAUUGAUCCAUUGUUAGACCCAAUUCUAUUGAAAUUGUGUAUAUAAUUUCGAAUGAAAUACAGUUCUAUUUGUAACCUGAAAGAGGUGGGCUUUCUAGUAGUUUGUAAGUACCUGCCAAAUUUUUUCAAUUUUUGAUCGAUGAUAUCAUGUUUCUAAAAAAGGAGGCAGUCUGAAUUCAAGGUUCAUGUUUUUGUUGCAAAAUAAAUUUACACUAGAGUUGCUAAACAGUUUCAGCCUCAAAUUUUCAAUUUCUGACGCGUAAAAUGAAAACUAGCCAGAAUUUUCCAAAAAUAAAAAAACUGCAAACGGCUGGAAAAACGAGAUUAGUUGAUGCAGAUUUCGUAAAUGUUUGAAUUUGGCCUUGAUUUGCACUUUUCCAAUCGUAGUUGAUAUUUACAGAAACUGCAAAGUUUGCUCAAUGUUCAGACAUUUCAGAAAUUUAAUCGAUUAUAGGUCAUUGAACCUUAAACAUAUUAAGCGUGAUCAGAUUUUAACCAGACUUUACUCAAAUAUUAUUGUAGUAAGAGCUCGAAACGCACAAUAUGUCAAAUUUUACAUGCUAAAAUGCAACAAAAUAGUCAUGCUUCGAAGGUUAUGGACGACAUCUUUUGAUUUUACGGUAAAAUGGUGUUUUCUUUCAAAAGAUUAAAUCUUUUUGACCACUAAUCAUGAAGACCAGAGAUCAUGAAAUUGACUUUAUUUUUAUUAAGUAAAAGAUUUAUUAAAGAAAUAGAAAUACUGUUAUGAAUUAAUUUUAUGACAAUGCUAUUAAAAUAAAAGGCUUGAAGAGAAACAUCUUGAUGUGCUAAUUGAAUUGAUUUACUGAUUACUGAUUGAUAAUUGCUUAAUCAUAUUGAGUAUAUUUUCUCAUUUCAUUCAUGUCUCUGAUUCGGAGAUCUUUGAUCUUUUAAAUGCUAAAUUCUAUGAAUGAUCAAUACCUAUCUCUAACUAACACCAUUCCCUAUCGCUGGUUUAAAGUAGUUGACAGCUAAAAAUCUAAGUAUAAACCAGAAACCUCAGAAUACCCACCGCUUGUUUUUAUUUUUUUUUGUUUUCUCUUAUUUUGUCUUUUGCUGUCAACUACUGAAAACUAUGGCCCAUUCCCAAUUGUUGGUACUAUACUAAAUUGAUGCUCUAACUUAACUGCUCAAAAAUUUGUGGUCUUUUCAUUUCACUCAAAUUGAGCCUUAAGAUUUAAAAAAAAAGUGUAAGGAUACUACAACAUCCGUUAUUCUAGAUUCUUAUGCAUUGAACAACGCUGAAUAUCUUGCUGUACGAUUUAAAGACCCAAAAUUUAUUUCAUCUCUAUAAUUCAUUUCUAUUCUCACUUAUCCCAUCUACCUCUGUUGCCUGUGUUUUAAAUGUCCAGAGUUUAACUAGAAGCAUAAAUGGUAAUGUUUAUUUCAGACUGAAUUGUUUCAUACAUAUUUUGGUGCAAAGUUUUAAUUUACAUUUUAUCUAAGAA
Messenger RNA from Symsagittifera roscoffensis, 3045 nucleotides. RefSeq lists its product as uncharacterized. The record is from RefSeq and is a predicted model, not a curated record. Bases 65 to 1438 code for a protein of 457 amino acids. Gene Ontology annotation, molecular function: phosphoprotein phosphatase activity. NCBI's taxonomy places the organism in Eukaryota, Metazoa, Xenacoelomorpha, Acoela, Convolutidae. The transcript is spliced from 5 exons.